AUGGUGCUGAGUAGAGCGAGCAGCAGGCGCACUACGAGAUCAAGUGUGGGAGUGUGUGUUUGUUUGUGUGUCUGAGAGGGAGAGGAGACCCGCUGGAUCACCACUGUAUUGUUAAGUGUAGUAACACAGGAGAAGAGUGAGAGGAGUUGCAGGAAAAGUCUGAAAAAGAGGAGGAGUGAAUGUUGGAGGAGGAAGAGAGAGAGAAAAGCCCCUCUUCUCCUUCCCCCUCAGAGAGCAGGAGGUAAACCGCCGGUAAGCAAAUAUUAAUGACCUGACAAAAGAGCACACAUCCCCGUGUUGUUGUACCCUGGAGCCGCGCAACAGAGGAGCUCGGAUACAUAUACACACAACCACGCAAAGACGAGCCCACUCUCAUGAUCAUCACUCCUGCCACGAGGGCCACAGUGACACAGCCAGAGGAGUGGAGCUGAGAAGAGGACAUUUGCCCUGUCGUGGGACUCUUUCAAAGUCUUUGCCGGCAUCUUUCUUUCUUUUUCUUUUCUUUUUUUUUUUUUUUUUAAAACCCUCAAUCCAGUGUCCUCCAUUUGCGCUGACCUCUCCGAGCAUCUCCCCCAAGGAGCAAAGAUGAGCUGCAGAAAAAGGUGCAAGCGUGAAAUCUUCAGGUUCGCACAGUACCUGUUCAGACUUAUCACAGGCUCGCUCAACACCGACAGCGUUGAAGAUGAGCUUGAACUAUCUGCAGUCCGCCAUCGCCCUGAGGGCCUGGAACAGCUCGAAGCCCAGACACGUUUCUCCCGCAAGGAGCUACAGAUCCUGUACCGCGGCUUCAAGAAUGAAUGCCCCAGUGGAGUCGUCAACGAGGAAACUUUUAAAGACAUCUACUCGCAGUUCUUUCCUCAAGGAGAUGCUUCAACAUAUGCACACUUCCUGUUCAAUGCAUUUGAUACAGAUCACAAUGGCUCUGUGAGUUUUGAGGAUUUUGUCAUGGGCCUCUCAAUCCUGCUGCGAGGCACAGUCCAGGAAAAACUCAACUGGGCUUUCAACCUUUAUGACAUCAAUAAAGAUGGAUAUAUCACUAAAGAGGAAAUGCUGGACAUAAUGAAGGCCAUCUACGACAUGAUGGGAAAAUGCACAUACCCCGUCCUCAAAGAGGAGACGCCUCGCCAGCAUGUAGAAGUUUUCUUUCAGAAGAUGGAUAAGAAUAAAGACGGAGUGGUAACCAUAGAUGAGUUCAUCGAUUGUUGCCAAAAUGAUGAAAACAUCAUGAGAUCAAUGCACCUCUUUGAAAAUGUUCUUUAACUUUUGGCUGGCUGUGGAGGCUUUGGAAGUGAGCAUCAUCUUUAGCUUGGCCCAAUUACUGACUUGGACUCAUACUGUGUACAGUGUGCUAUGCAGACUCUCGACCGUAGAUAAAAUAUUGUUCAUUAUUGUGGGCCACAAUUAGGAGUAGGCGAUAUGGUGCGAACACUCUGGAAUUAUCUGCCUUUUAAACAAUUUAUUCAAUGCAGUUAGUUGGAUGAAUUUACAACACAGAGGAGAGAAAAAUGAACUGAAAGGAACACAUUCACUUCAAUGUUGAUUUUCACCAUCUGUCUCUGGAGUGUCUUUCUGUUUGUUGAGCUGAGAGUUCUCUAAACUGCCUCAACUUUGUCCACUCUGAUGGAAAAAUAGACUUCUAAUGAAAGGGUUUGGAGAGGUUUCUUGUAUCUCUUGUUUUAUUCACUGCCAAGUGAAAUCACUGUGACUUUUUAAAGCAUCAAAAAGGAAAAAAAUCUGAACAAAACGCCUGAGAUAACUUCUGUUUUUUUACAUUCCAAACUGGCUCUGAAUUCCAGAGUGUUCAGACCUGACGUAGUUUAAUCAUUGUGGUCUGUCUUUUUGCUCUUUGAAGGAAGCAUUUAGAGGAAGGAAAAAAAAAACAUAUGAAAACAUUUGAAAUUGUAAAUACUAUAGAUAAAGCAUUAGAUAAGAAACUCUAUGAGAAACUUUUCAACUUUGUUCAUGUUUACUUGCCAACUAGAACGAGACAACACAAGGAUUGUAUUGAUGUCAAAACCGGACCAUAAUAUCAAUGGUUUGUCUACAGAAGCACACAGGUAGCUAUAUUUACCAUGAGUAUAAUGUUAGUAUCUUUGUCAUAAGAUAAAUGCUGCUUUCAGUGUAUUUCAUUUAACCUUAUGUAUGUAUAUUUCCUGUAAAGUAAAACCAUCUAUCAGUUUAGUUUUUUCCUUUUAGAGCACUGUUUAGGAGUUUACACAAAGAGCAGUGUUUGAGGUUAUUUAUAUGGUAUUAUGGUCAUUGUACAAAAGAUUGUCAGUUGUACAGUAUUAAAUGAAAAAAAUUCACUCUCGGGGGAAUUUCAGGUCUUUAGAUUUGUUCAUAUAAUUCACUGUUUUUAUGAAGAAAGGGCAGUGGGGUAACUUUUUAUUAUACUCAUUAUUUUUGGGUUGCCAGCUUCCCGCUCCCUCCUGCUCGUCCCGUGGUCCGGCUGUCUACAGCUAUUCAGCUUGAUUUGUUCCUGCUGCCUCUGAUUAAAGCAUUGAUUGGCCCCAAUUGUUUGCAAACACAAGGCAUGCUGGGUAGAAGUCUCACUUACUGGCUUCCUCUUGCUCGCUGGAAGCUGCUAGGCUACUGAGAGAAAGUGUCUGGACAUUAUGUAAGUAAGUUACUGAGUGUUUUCUUCUUUUUCACAGUGACUUGGAUAUUAGAUGGAGGGAUUAUCCAUCAAACUAGCCAGAAAUAAGACUUGAGAAAUUGGUUUUUGGUGAAGAUUCUGCGGCAUUUAUCAUUCAAAGCAGUAUGUCUCUGCACUGUAUCACUUUGAGCUGCAGUCACAAACGUCCAGAUCUCCUCCAGUGAGGCAUGUUGAUCCAUUAAUUCAGUAAAGAAAAUGACACAUUUUUCUCUGCUGUUCUUUUUUUUUUUUAAACUCAUAUUACUGAAGGUAAUGUGUUUCCAUCAAGAAAAGCAUCAAACCUGCCAUCUCUUUCCUUGAUUUGUGUGCUUUACCGUUUGUAAAACUCUACUAUUCAUGUUUGGUUGAUGAGAUGGAUCAGAACAUUGGUUAUGAAAAGCAGCUGAUAGGGAAAACAAAUUCUAUCAUUCAGUCUAACUACAGUGGAUGAAGAAACAUACUUAGUGAAACUAAUGAAGCCUUUCUAAUGCUUUCUGUAAAUAUUAUCCAAAGCUUCAAAGGCAGUGAUGCGGCUCCAACAAAUUAGAUAUAUUUUCAGAAUGUCUUUUUGUCAUGAUAAGUUUGCAUUCCUCACUGCAGGCAUAAAAUAAAAUAUAAAAGCAAAAUGAUAUCCAUCAAAUGCUAAUCAUCCUGCUUAUCAAAAAGUAUUUUGUUCCCAAAUGAUCUUACUAAAAUACAGGCAUCUUAUGCCCCCAUAUGGUGGAAAGAAGGUACUACACAGCAGGAUAAAAAUCUCAUCUGUGCUGCAUUAAUUUACAUGAAAUGACAAGAAAAUUAACAUUUGCAGCAUACAUAGUAGGUUUUGUGUUCAUUUUGGACUUUGAAUAUUGCUUCAAAUAAAUGCAAUGUUGCUGUAAAUCAGAAAAAAUAGAGUCUUGCUGUGCAAAAGGAUUGUGUAGCAUAUUACUGUAGUUUUGGUUUACAAAGAACUCUGUCAAUGAAAUGAAGGAUUUUAAGUUUCCACUUUAAUAUAGCUCAGAAGAUGAUGAAUUGUAAACAAAAUGUUGUUAACAAACUUGAGCAACAACUGUUAAAGUCAAGAGUUUAAUUCGACAAAAGGUUGUUUUGGUUUAGGAAUGAAAUACACAUGGAACACCGAACCAAGUCCGCUACCGACAUAUCUACCUUUCCAGUUUGAUUCAAAUCACUGCUCUCAACUCAGAAUAGGAAACAUAGUGAAAUUACCUGAGAUAAGUUUGCGUACAAACCAGAUAGACUGAAAUCUUAAGACCUCUACAACAUGUAUAUUUUAGUAUAUUUUCAACAACUAUUUUAUCAACGUAAGGCAGGUGGUAGUAUUUUUGGAAACACAAGUUGCACAUUUCUUGUACAAAAAAACCUUUGUAGGCCGUACAUACACAAGACAAUAUUUAUCAAAUGGAUAACACGAAUUACACAGAAGCAUUUCCUUCUCUAAAAACAAGCAACGUAAUACAGUAUGACGCUAUAACUGUACUGAAAUUCGAGACUGAAAUGUUAAAUAUUGUAAGCAAGACUUAAUGAAUUUGGGUGCAACAGCAAAGUAACCCUCUAUAACUGUAGAGAUCAUCUGAUAAAAAGAGGAUCCAGUUUUAACUGAUAAUUUUAAAAGUCUCUCUUGACAGAAGUAAACUGCCUUUUUUGUUUACUGUGAAAAUCCUUUCCUGUAAAAAUAUGGCACACUCAAACAUUAACAAAUCAAAAAAAAGAACUUUUCUUUUUUUGGAUUGUUGUGAAUUUGAGGAAAAACCAUCACAUUUGGUCCUUAAACCUUUUCCUGUUCGAACUGCCUACAAUCAUUCGCAUUGCAUAUUUUCCCUUUUUUAGCACCAACUUUGACUCUUGUACUGUUGGGAGGGGAAAAAGCCAUUUUCAUCAGGACAUGUGAGCUGGUCCUUGUUCAGCUUGGAGCGCAACAGCUGUGUUCACUUCAUCUUGUACUGAGAACACCACAACAAAGUGUUUGCUGCAUCACUGUGCAUUGUGAAGAUAAAGUCUCCACCAUAAAUGGUCAAAGAAUUAGAUUUUCGGUGGGGGCAUGUGUGAAUUGAAGGCUUUGAAUCACUCAUAGUGUCAUAACAGGACAAUUGUUAUGGUUAAAUUAUGCAUUAUGCAUCCAGGUACCAUUUAAGCAUCUAUUGCAAUGCAUUUCCACUCAGACACAACAAAAAUGCGCUAAAAUGAAGAAACCUGUGAAGUUGUUUAAAUAUUAUUUGAGCAUUUUUUUGUUUAAAAAAAGAUGACAAAACCUUGAACUGAUUUGCUGAGACUCCUUAAAUGCUUGUGUGUUCUCAGGAGCCAAACAAAGACUUUGGAAUAUCUACAGUAUGGCACACAAAUAACCCCUUGUCUUAUAAAUCUACAAAAUGAAAUGGAAAAAAUGUUUUAACCAAUUGAAUACACAGUAAAUGUUAUAUUGCUUAUCCCACUGGGCCUUAUGCCAAAACGCAUUUCAGCCUCAGGCACUGAUGUCAUUUCAGUCGGUCCAUCACGCAAAGUAUCUGAGCGGGAAACGCUGGAGGUGUCCAUUUCAUUCCUCCAGAUUUACACGAAAACUCCUCAAGGGACAAGUGGUUAUUUGAAGAUCAUACUGUGAGUUGUAAAGGCAGCUUCGGGGCUCUCCCUGGUUCCUUGUUGCUUCAAGUUGUAAAGGCAGCUCUCCCUGGUCCCUUGUUGCUUCCUGUCUUUGUAACUCGGUAGAUCGAGAUUAAAAUGGAAUCUACUCAGACUGAUCCUGUGAGGUUUUGGUCCAUUAGAUGCUGUGUUGCUCGCAGGUCAGUCGGGGAUGGGACUCCGAGGCCGAGCACGGCGGAGGGGGUUAAGUGAGAAGCUGCCUGAUCUCUCGGUGAACGUAGCAAAGAAAGUCCAUGUAGGAAGCGCCGCCAUGCAAACCUUUAUCCUCCACCAGGAACUGACGGAACAACAUCUCUGGUUUGUCUCUCUGCCUCACGAUUUGGAGCUGAGCGGGGCAGAAAAAGUAAGCAAAGUGUGAUCAGUUUCCUCUAUCCUGCCCUUCAGACUUAGACAUAAACUCAACUUGUGCUAUUGGCUGCCUUAAAAUCCUUGGUUUUUACAUUUUGUUGGUUAAAGGUUUGAGAUGAUAUUCUAUUUUGUAUAUAUUAACUGCUCAGUAACACUGGGCUUGCAGGGCAUGGAGUAAUUUAUACAGUAAUAUAUUUGCAUUUUCAAGUUGAUUUGAUUGUUUAUGUGGCAACAUGUCAACUCAAAACAUUAUUUCGUGGCAUGCAUUUGCUUCCUCGCUACACUAGAGGGAAGCAAAGAUCAUUAAAAGCUGCAUGGCAUUGUGCUCUAAUCUGCAUUCCUCAACCAGAAUGUUUUCUCUAUUAUUUGUCUUCUCAGUUAAAAAAAAAAAAGAGAAAAAAACAGAAAUGAUUGUGGUUAAAUAGGGCUUUUUUGGGAGUAUGUUGCUGCUCUAGAUAACUCACCUUCAUGGAGCUCGGCCUCUUUUCAAGAACGCCACUAAUGAUGGCUCUGACCUUACUUGACAACGGGUUGUCCAGCUCUGGCAGCGCACACUGAAAAACAGUACAGUUAAAGUUGAAAAUAAGGGUUGCUUAGAGUGGUUCAUUUAUGUAUUUUACUGUAAAAGAACACUGAUAUGUCAUAAGACACUGAUUCGAGGAUGGAAAGCAAAUUAUUGCCUUGAUUUAUGAAGCCAGGACCAGCUUAAAAACAAGAUAAGUUGUCCUGAAAGGCUGAUACUGAAUCCAGUCUGCCUCUUUCUCCAGUGUAACACAUGUUGAAAUGUUUAAAUUCUGCCUUGAAAAUAAAUGUCCAUCUUUGAA
This is a messenger RNA of Amphiprion ocellaris (clown anemonefish), 6441 nucleotides long. It is a transcript of the gene kcnip4a, whose product is annotated as potassium voltage-gated channel interacting protein 4a. Gene Ontology annotation, biological process: regulation of potassium ion transmembrane transport. The transcript has 8 exons. Bases 586 to 1260 code for a protein of 224 amino acids. Gene Ontology annotation, cellular component: voltage-gated potassium channel complex. The record is from RefSeq and is a predicted model, not a curated record. Gene Ontology annotation, molecular function: calcium ion binding; potassium channel regulator activity. NCBI's taxonomy places the organism in Eukaryota, Metazoa, Chordata, Actinopteri, Pomacentridae.